Molecule: messenger RNA, 408 nt
Organism: Salvia miltiorrhiza (redroot sage)
Lineage: Eukaryota; Viridiplantae; Streptophyta; Magnoliopsida; Lamiales; Lamiaceae
Product: probable sugar phosphate/phosphate translocator At2g25520
Exons: 1
Coding region: 1-408 (135 amino acids)
Cellular component (GO): trans-Golgi network; endosome; Golgi apparatus
Molecular function (GO): antiporter activity
Source: RefSeq, a predicted model, not a curated record
AUGGCAAACAUGAUCCCGAGGAUUGCGGCCUACUGUGAGGCGAAGUUCGAUUCAUGGGGACUGAUUAUGCAAUUUGCAGCGGUGGCGUUCAAGACGACGCGACUGAUAAUGAUUCAGAUAUUGCUCACCUCCAAGGGGAUCACGCUCAAUCUAAUUACUUAUUUGUACUGCGUGGCACUGUGCUGCUUAGUUUUCCUGUGGAUUUUUGUUGAGUUCCUAAUUCUGAGGGAGAAUUCGAGUUUCCAUUUCGAUUGUGUGAUUUUCGGGAGCAAUUCGUUGUAUAAGUUUGCCCUAAAUCUCAAUAUGUUCUUGCUUGUUGGAAAGACUUUUGCUUUGACGAUGAAUGUGGCUAGUGUGGUGAAGGAUUGGUUCCUGCAAGAGGAGCUGAUAGGGGUGAAAUGUGUGUAG